ACAGAAAUAAUUCAAAAGUUGUAAUAUGGUGAAAUAAGUGCACAUCAUUAUUCUAAAAUAAAAUAUAAACUAAUAGAAAUAUGAAAAGUGAUCUUUCAUAGGCAAAAAAUGUCCACAACGAGUUAAACCAAACUACGAAAAGCCUGACCCUCUAUCACAAUUCUCCUUGACUCCUAGGCAAUAUAUCAUAUCAUAACUGCUUUAAUUUUUAUUUUAUCUAAUAAGUUCCAGCCUUGAAUGUCUCAAAGAUCAGGACAUGAUUUUCUUCAUUCAGGGCCAAAUGAAUUCUUCUGAAACCAUGCAUGCCAAAAGCCAUGUUAACAUUCUUUGAUGGGAGUAUAAAACCCCCAAAUUUCUCCUAGCAGGUAGCCUGUAGUACUUGAAUAUCUAUAUUCCAACAAACAAAUUUCACCAUCCCAAGAAACAGCAUGAAUUGUAAGUGGUUUGCAUCUUUAGCCUUUUUAAUACUUCUUGAAAGUUCCAAGAUUGAAAGUCAAGAUGUACGGGUGAAGCUCUGUGGUCGCGAGUUUAUUCGGAUGGUGGUCACAUCGUGUGGAAGCUCUCGACUAAAACGGGACGCGCCUGAUUUUGGACCUCUUUACACAAAGCCCCAUAGUAGGUUUGCCUGCUUCAAACAUGAAAUACAUUUUGUAUGUUUUUUUUAUAUUCUGUGUAUUACAUCUUGCUAUCUUUUAAUUUUGCCUCUCUAUCAUUUUUCAGGAAGGCUUCAAAACUGGCUCAACAGAGAUCUCAUGGCAAACGAGAAAUGGGCCCAAACCAGUCAAGAGGAGCAGUGGAAAGAGUCUGAAUCCCCUGAAAGUGUGACAGAUCAUCCAGCCCUCAAACAGCACAUGAGCCCACAAGCAGAAGUUCUGGUACACUCCACCGCUGCGCAGGAUCUCAGCUCGUCCUACAGAACCCGGCGUGAUGUUGGGCCAGCGGGCGUCUGCUGUACUUCAGGAUGUACUAUGAGUGAACUGAUUCAAUACUGCUAGGCUCGCAGUUUUAGGACAGACGUAGAGCUGGGAUAUCC
Molecule: messenger RNA, 1033 nt
Organism: Paramisgurnus dabryanus
Lineage: Eukaryota; Metazoa; Chordata; Actinopteri; Cypriniformes; Cobitidae
Gene: insl3
Product: insulin-like 3 (Leydig cell)
Biological process (GO): adenylate cyclase-inhibiting G protein-coupled receptor signaling pathway
Cellular component (GO): extracellular region
Molecular function (GO): G protein-coupled receptor binding; hormone activity
Source: RefSeq, a predicted model, not a curated record